AUGGCCUCCCGAAGUUUGUGGGACAGUGAGCUCGUGGCCGGCGUGGCCUUCCGCCCUCAGCGAUGCCAAGCAUCCAAGCGAGGCCCAUGGAUCGACAGCACUUACAUGGCUGAUGUGAAGUUGGCCUAUCGCCUGUACAAAGACACACGUCAAGACUCGAGUGGCAAGGCCUUGCUGAUCUAUUUUCACGCGAAUGCAGAGUUGUGCACUGACUUGGAAACAGACGUGCACCAGUUCUUCGACUGCGGCUUUGGUGCGGUGCUGUGCCCCGAGUUCCGCGGCUAUGCCUGGAGCGAGGGCACGCCUAGCCUGCGGAGCCUGUAUCCGGACAGUGAGGCCUUAAUCAACGCCUUGCCUGAGAUUCUGGAAACUAAUGACCUCCAGCUGGACAUGCCCAUCAUUGUGCUGGGCCGGAGCUUAGGCUCCGCCUGUGCCAUCCACUUGGCCACGGCUCCAAACGUUUGCGGCCUCAUCAUCGAGUCAGGCGUCAUGGAGCUCUUAAAGCUGCCAAUGGUCAUGCAGUUUGCCAUGAUGAUGCCUCAGUUGCUCCAGGCCUUGCGCCAAGAACCUUCGCCCUUGAAGCCACUGGAGGAACUUCGGCAGGUGAGAAUCCCCACCGUGGUAAUUCAUGGAGAGCUGGAUGAGAUGAGCCCCAUUGAUCAAGCCUUUGCUGCUCAUGGAGCCUGUGCAAGCCCCGAAAAGAAACUGGUGAAGUACCGAGCAGGUCAUAACGACCUCCGGCUGCGCGCCAGAAAGGAGUACUUUCGAGAACUCCGACUGCUGUGCGAUCGUGUGGUCUCCGGUGUUCCUCAAGUAGUUCCUGAACAACCUCAAGGUUGGCUGGAGAUGCUUGGUGAAGUCUUUUCCGCCAGCUCGCUGAGAUGCCUUCCCGGCAUGCGCCGCUGCUUCGCCAGCUCCGAGGAUAUGAAUGCCGAGACACCGCGAUGA
Messenger RNA from Durusdinium trenchii, 948 nucleotides. The record is from the annotation of a GenBank genome assembly. Lineage: Eukaryota; Dinophyceae; Suessiales; Symbiodiniaceae.